This is a messenger RNA of Mucor mucedo, 2326 nucleotides long. RefSeq lists its product as uncharacterized. NCBI's taxonomy places the organism in Eukaryota, Fungi, Mucoromycota, Mucoromycetes, Mucorales, Mucoraceae. The transcript has 9 exons. The record is from RefSeq and is a predicted model, not a curated record. Gene Ontology annotation, biological process: protein processing. Gene Ontology annotation, molecular function: metalloendopeptidase activity. Bases 43 to 2268 code for a protein of 741 amino acids. Gene Ontology annotation, cellular component: plasma membrane.
CUUUCUUUUGCCUUUUCUUCUUUAAUCUAUUUUUUUCUUCAAAUGGUAGCAAAUGCAUUGUUGUCGAGAGCAAUAAAUGCCACUUGUGCAACAACUGAAUGUAUUACGACUGCCAAGUCAAUUUUAGCUGAUAUUGACCUAAAUGUUGACCCUUGUUCAGAUUUUUACCAGUAUACCUGCGGUAGCUGGAUAAAGAAUGCCGUUAUUCAAGAAGACAGGACAUCCUCUGGUACACUGGAAACUGCAAAUGACGUGAAUACUGAUGCCAUGCGAGCAAUUUUAGAAGGAACUUACGAGGAAGCUUAUAAAGAUCUAUUAACAACCGAUGGGGGAUUUCAUACUGAAGAUCUUGAAAUAACUGAUAAAGAGAAUUUCCAGGCUAUGCAAGAUUAUUACAAAGUUUGCUUAAAUGAACAAGCCAUUAAUUCAUUAGGUCCCUCUCCUAUUUAUUCGGAUAUUGCACAAAUUCAGAAUGAGUUGUUUCCUGUCAGUGAUAAUGACGCUUUAUAUUCGAUCGAAUCAAAAAUGCUAUUGAGUCAAACACUUUCCAGGUUCGAACAUCUAGGCGUUUCUACUUUGGCUACGCUAUUUGUUGACGCAGAUGACAAGAAUCCAGAUAAGUAUGCUAUUUUGUUUGAUCAAGCUUUACUUGGUUUGCCUUCAAAAGAAUAUUAUCAAGAUACUGCCAUGGUAGAAAAAUACCGCCUUGGAUUAAAUGACAUUCUUACUAAAGUCAUUGGUCAAUACUCAGCUGGAAAUGACACUGAAAUUCGGGCCUCUGAAAGUGAAAAAGUUGGUCUUACUCUUUGGGAUCCAGCAAAAGUCGAGUCAGCAGUGAACAGAUUUAUUGAUUUUGAGACAAAAAUUGCUAAUAUUUCCCUUAAAAAUGAAGAUAUGCAAGACCCCGUGAAAUUAUACAAUCCUACUAAGCUUUCGGAUUUUCAAAGUCAGAACCCAUUGAUCGAUUGGACAGGCAUAUUAGAAUCACUCAUUCCUAACGGUGGAAUUCGUUCUCCAGAUACAAUCAUUGUCAGAACCCCUGAGUAUUACGAAAAACUAAAUACGUUGCUGACAAAGGAAACCACUCUUUUAGCUCUACAAGAAUAUCUCAUCAUUCAAUUUAUUACUGCAAAGGUGUAUUCUUUAGAUGAUAUAUCUCGUGCUGCUAGUCAUAAAAUGAGUGGUGACAUAUCCAGUGGUACAUCUGUUGAGCAACCUCGUUGGCGCAUCUGCGUUGGUUACACCAGUAACACAUUUUCAAAUUCUUUGGGUCGUUAUUAUACUUUGAAGAAGUUUGGAUGUGAAGCCGAAAGAAAAAGGGCGGAGUCAUUCCUCAAAACUAUUCAUGAUGCUUGGUUGGACCGUAUCCCUCAUAUAGGAUGGCUUGAUGAGCAAACAAGAGCAAAGGCUGUAGAAAAGGUUAAUCUUAUCAACCAUAAGGUUGGAUACAGUAUUAUUUCGCCUGAUCUAAGAAACCCAUCCUCCAUUAAAAUCUACAACGAUGGUCUCUAUGUCAACAAGACUAGCUUCUACGAUACUGAAGCUAUCAGUUCAUACUGGUACUCCAACAAAAUGUGGAAAAAAGUCGGUCAAGAGAUUGACAAGGAUGAAUGGCUAAUGUCUCCUCAAACGGUGAAUGCAUAUUAUACUCCAAACUCAAAUGAGAUUGUCAUCCCCGCCGGUAUCUUACAAUCACCAUUUUAUAAUAUUGCCUAUCCUGAAUACUUGAAUUAUGGCGGAAUUGGUAUGGUCAUUGGCCAUGAGUUAACCCAUGCGUUUGAUAGCUCAGGAAGAAAGUAUGACGGUCAUGGUAAUUUACUUGACUGGUGGACAAAUGCCACAUCUGCCCAAUUCGAAGAAAAAACAAAGUGCUUUAUUGACCAAUAUUCCAAGUUCAAUGUAACAGGCCCUGAUAACAAAGUUAUCAAUGUCAACGGAAAGCUGACUUUGGGAGAAAAUCUUGCUGACAAUGGUGGUAUAUCUGCUUCUUUCUUGGCCUACCAAAAAACACAGGCAAUCAAAAGAGACCCAGUAUUAGAAGGUUUAGAGCAGCUGUCUCCCGAGGCCUUGUUCUUUAUCAAUUUUGGCCGUGUAUGGUGUAGAAAGCAAAGAGAGAAGGCGUCAUUACAAAUGAUUUUUACUGACGAACAUUCGCCUUCUGUUGCUCGUGUGAAUGGUGUAGUUCAAAACAGUCUCCACUUUGCAGAGACUUUCAAAUGCCCUGUCGGAAGUCCAAUGAAUCCAGUCAAAAAGUGCGACAUGUGGUAGUUUUGUAAAUUUAAAUUAUAAAAUUAUUUAUAUAAAUUUCUGUUCUUAUAAACAUAAA